Purpureocillium takamizusanense is the source of this 1108-nucleotide messenger RNA. It is a transcript of the gene rrp4, whose product is annotated as Exosome complex component rrp4. The record is from RefSeq and is a predicted model, not a curated record. Bases 1 to 1080 code for a protein of 359 amino acids. Gene Ontology annotation, biological process: poly(A)-dependent snoRNA 3'-end processing; CUT catabolic process; exonucleolytic trimming to generate mature 3'-end of 5.8S rRNA from tricistronic rRNA transcript (SSU-rRNA, 5.8S rRNA, LSU-rRNA). The transcript is spliced from 2 exons. NCBI's taxonomy places the organism in Eukaryota, Fungi, Ascomycota, Sordariomycetes, Hypocreales, Ophiocordycipitaceae. Gene Ontology annotation, cellular component: nuclear exosome (RNase complex); cytoplasmic exosome (RNase complex). Gene Ontology annotation, molecular function: RNA binding.
AUGCCCAUCACCAUCCUCCAGCCCCGGCCCGCGCCAUCGCGGCCCCUCAAUGUCCCUACCUCCGCGACUCACGGUGGCCUCGAGUCCGAGUCCGACUCCGACUCCGACGGCGGCGGCGCAGAUCUCCAGGGCGACGUGCCCAUGCGAGCCCCCAAGCGCCGUCGCGCAAGCCUCGAGGACGAUGAUGCCGACGCCGACGAGAUUCUCACGCCGGGCAGCGUCAUAACCUCGAACCCGCAAUGGAUGCGUGGCCACGGCACAUACGUCCCGCCCAAUUCCACAGACAUCACCUCCUCCCUCGCCGGCACCCUCACCCGGACCAACAAGCUCCUCUCGGUGCGUCCCCUACGCGCGCGCUACACGCCCGAGAUCGGCGACCUCGUCGUCGGCCGCAUCGUCGAGGUGCAGGCCCGCCGCUGGCGCGUCGACGUCGCCGCCUCGCAGCUCGCCAUCCUGCAGAUCUCGGCCAUCAACCUCCCCGGCGGCAUCCUGCGCAAGCGCACCGAGACGGACGAGCUCCAGAUCCGCUCCUUCUUCGCCGAGGGCGAUCUCGUCGUCGCCGAGGUCCAGCAGCUCCACCAGGACGGCGCCGCCAGCCUUCACACCCGCAGCCUCAAGUACGGGAAGCUCAGGAACGGCGUCUUCGUCGGCGUCUCGGGCACCGGUGGCGGCGGCGGCGUCGUCCGCUCCAAGAGGCAGGUCUGGACCGUCGAGGCCGCCAACGGCGCCGGCAAGAUCGACGUCCUGCUCGGCGUCAACGGCUACAUCUGGGUCAGCAAACACGUCGAGGGCGAUGCCGCUGCCGAGGCCGCCCCCGGCAUCAACCGCAUGGAGGAGGCAGUCAGCAGCAAGGUCUACUCGAGUCAAAAUGACGAUAUUGACGUCGCCACCAUGCGGGAGAUCGCCCGCUUCCGCAGCGUCAUCCUGGCCCUCGUGGAGAACGGAUUGCGGGUUGACGAGGAUACCGUGACGAGGGCAUAUCACGAGGCGGUCGAGAUUGGCCGCGAAUCGGCAGACGACGACUUGUAUUUGGGAGGCGAAAGAGGGAAAAGGUUGGCUACCAUCAUAGCGAGCCGCUAGGUCUCAAUAGAAUACAGGAUUAUAAGCC